AUGGAGGUCGCCCGUACCUCCUUGAUCCAUGCGGCUGCCCCCCACUUUCUGUGGCCGUUUGCGGUCUGGUACGCUGCGCAUCAGCUCAACAUCUGGCCCCGUGUCUCCUUGCCGGAGACCUCGCCCACGCUGCUGUGGACGGGGGAGGUUGGCGAUGCGUCGCGUUUCCGGGUCGGGGGGUCUCGAGCUUUUGUCCGCGAUUCGUCUGCGAACAAGCUCUCCUCCCGUGCUGUUCCCUGCGUCUUCCUCGGCUUUGUCCCGGACGCGUCUGGUUGGCAGUUUUACCAUGCCACCUCGCGCCGAGUCUUGCCCUCCCAGGACGUCACUUUUGACGAGUCUGUCCCCUACUACCGCCUCUUCCCCUACCGCACUGCCCCGCUCCCCCCCCCGCCUCUCUUCCUCGCGCCAGGUGCUGCUGUUGCAGACCCCCUCCCCCCUCAGGGUGCCGCUCCCUCAGGUGUGUCUCAGGUAGACCCGGUUGAGCUUGUUGAGGUAGCGGUCGACUCUCGUCCUGCUGGGGGUGCUGAGCCUGGGGGUGCUGAGCCUGGGGGUGUGGAGCCUGGGGGUGUGGAGCCUGGGGGUGUGGAGCCUGGGGGUGUGGAGCUUGAGGGUGCUGAGCUUGGGGGUGUGGAGCCUCGUGGUGCUGAGCUGCGGAGUGCGGAGUCUGGGGGUUCUGAGUCUGGAGGUACUAGGCCUGGGAGUCCUGCACCUGGAGAAGCCCUCUCCUCGGAGCAGCUGCGUGCGUGGUACUUAGAGUACUGCAGCCUCCGGAGAGGUACCGCUCGAGCCGGACGUACUACUGGGACUGGUGCUAGUGCUUCUUCUCCCGUUCGGGAGCUCCCCUCCCGUGAGCGGAUCCGUGAGUGGUACGAGCGGCGCUGCACUCUUCGGAGUGGCGUGCCUCGUGUUACGGACCCCGCUGCUGUUGGAGCUGCUGCUGGUGCUGAGGACCCGGGCGUUGGAGCUGCUGCUGGUGCUGAGGACCCGGGCGUUGGAGCUGCUGCUGGUGCUGAGGACCCGGGCGUUGGAGCUGCUGCUGGUGCUGAGGACCCGGGCGUUGGAGCUGCUGCUGGUGCUGAGGACCCAGGCGUUGGAGCUGCCGCUGGUGCUGAGGACGUGGGCGCUGGAGCUGCUGCUGGUGCUACGGACCCUGGUGCGGGUGUCCCUGCUGGCUCUGGUGUCGCUGCUCGGUCUCGGCCGUACUUUGUUCCGCUCCUUCAGCAGGUUCUUGGUCAGCUUCCUCCUCCUUUUCCUCCUCCCUCCUUAGCGUGUCCUCCGCCUGUCCAGCUGCAGUCGGCGUUACCGUCUGCCUCCUCUCUCCCUCGUCCUGCUCCUUACACUGGUUCGACUGGAGGUCUUACUGAGCGGCGUGAGCCUGCGUCUCGUCCUGCGUCGCCUGAGUCUCGUCCGCAGUCGCCUGUCUGCACUGCUCUCUCUAGUAGUCGAGUCCAGCGUCAGCGUCUUCCUGCUGUCCCAGGCACUCACCGGAUGGCGCUUCGUCUGUCCACUGCUCCACAGCGUGUCCCACUGCCGUCUCCUCCUGCUUCCUCUCUUCCUCCUCUUGCUGACCCUGGGUCAGACUCUCUUCGUGCUACCAGUCCUACUGUCACGCGUCUCCUGGCUACUGUUGUCACUGACCCUUCCUUUGAGUCUGCUGCUGCGUCUGCCUUAGUUGCUGAGCUUGUCGACUUUGCUGCUCGCUGUCGUCUACACUACGCUGCUAGCCUACUUGCUGAGUCUGAGUCUGUCUGUCCUCCGUCCGUCGGGGGUGAGUGUGCUCUUUGCACGGACGUCCUUGAGGACAGGCAGGAGGAGUUUGAGUGCUUUGCUGCCGCUUUGCCCCAUAUCGUGUCCAUGCUUGUUGCCCCUGAGGGAGACCCGGAUGCUCCAGACAUCCCGACCCCACGCUCUUACGCAGAGGCGAUGGCCGGUCCCUACUCCUCUCAGUGGCAGUCAGCCAUGGACACAGAGAUGGCUUCCUGGAAGUCCACAGGCACCUACGUCGAUGAGGUUCCCCCACCUGGGGCGAACAUCGUCAGUGGCAUGUGGAUUUUCACGGUGAAGCGGCCACCGGGCUCUCCGCCUGUCUUCAAGGCGCGUUACGUUGCACGAGGCUUCAGUCAGCGAGAGGCGCCUCGUGAGUGGCACGACACACUGAGGACUACGCUUGCGGCUCUUGGGUUCGCGCCUUCUACUGCUGACCCGUCGCUGUUUCUACACACCGACACCUCACUGCCGCCGUUCUACGUCCUUGUGUACAUCGACGACUUGGUCUUUGCUACUGCUGACACUGUGGCACUCGCCCACGUGAAGUCGGAGCUGCAGAAGAGACACACGUGCACAGACCUGGGUGAACUGACAAGCUAUCUUGGCUUGCGGAUCACCCGGAACAGAGCACGCCGCACCAUCACCUUGACUCAAUCACACAUGGUGCAGCAGGUCCUUCAGCGCUUCCGCUUCACGUACUCCUCGCCUCAGCCCACUCCUCUGCCUACCGGUCACUCGCUCUCAGCUCUGCCUUCGGAUGAGUCCGUAGAGCCGAGUGGCCCGUAUCCAGAGCUUGUGGGUUGCCUCAUGUACCUGAUGACCUGCACUCGACCAGACCUUGCAUACCCUCUCAGCAUUCUUGCAUGCUAUGUCGCUCCUGGCCGUCACCGGAAGGAGCACAUGGAUGCAGCUAAGAGGGUGUUGCGCUACUUGUGCAGUACGUCGGGCAUGGGGCUAGUGCUUGGAGGGCGAGUCCCAGUUGUUCUCACUGGGCACUCAGACGCUUCUUGGGCAGACGACCAGGCUACUCAGCGCUCCAGUUGUGAGGCUGAGAUCUACGCCACAGCCAUGGCGGCCCAGGAGCUACGCUGGCUCACCUACUUGCUGACCGACCUUGGAGAGCAGCCUCGUUCUCCUCCAGUGCUGUACGUCGACAACAAGGCAGCCAUUGCCUUGUGUGAGGAGCACAGAACGAAGCACAUUGCUCUGCGUUACUUCCUUGCUUGA
Closterium sp. NIES-65 is the source of this 2994-nucleotide messenger RNA. The record is from the annotation of a GenBank genome assembly. NCBI's taxonomy places the organism in Eukaryota, Viridiplantae, Streptophyta, Zygnematophyceae, Desmidiales, Closteriaceae.